AUGAAAGAUAUUACAACAACAUGUGUUGCUGCUGUUUAUUCAGAAAUAGAACCUGAACCACAAUUAAAAGAUAUUGAAAAAUUUAUGCGUGAUCAUGGUGCUGAAUUAGUAUUAGAUUUUAGUUCUGAUGAUCUUGAAAACAAACUUGAAUCGAUUAUACGUGAAUUAAGAAAUGUUCUUAAAGAUUCUUUACUAGAAGGCGAAAUGGAAAUGUUUCUUAAUUCCGUUAUGAGUUUAAUAUUGGUUGUGCCUGAAGAUAAAAUAAAUCGACCAAUUUUAAAUUUUUCGGAAGCUAUUGUCAAUGCAAAUCUACCCGAAAAAUAUGGACCAAUGAAAAUCCGAGUGUUAACAAAUUUAAUUUAUGUUAUACCAGAACAUGCUAAUACAGAUAAAUAUCGUAUUCUGAUGGAUUUGAUUAAAUGUGCUCGAAAUCAUCGAUGUAUCAAUGCUGUAUCAGUUGGAAUAAGUCAGGUGAAAAAGUGGGUUAAAGAAUGGAAAGUUUCAACGGAACAAGUUCAAGAACUCUAUCGAAAUAUGCAUGAGGCAUAUGCAGCAAUUGGUGACUCAACAAAUGCAUUACAACUUUUACUUGAAUUACUUGGUACAUAUACUAAAGAAACAGCAUCAAAAGCUCGUACAGAUGCAUUCAAAUGUAUUAUCAAUAGUAUUAAUGAUCCCAAUGUAUUCAUAAUGGAUCAUCUUCUUCUACUUGAACCUGUGAAAAUUCUUGAAGGAGAAAAUAUUCAUAAGUUAUUAAAUAUCUUUGUUUUGGGUCGUUUACAAGAUUAUCUUGACUUUUAUUCAAAACAAAAAUCAUUUAUUGAAUCAUCAGGUGUUAAACACGAAAGAAAUAUAACAAAAAUACGUUUAUUAACAUUUCUUCAAACAGCUGAAAGUCAAAAAGAAAUAACAUUUGAUGCAAUUGAAAAAGAAAUGCAAAUACCAUCUGAUGAUAUUGAAUCAUUUAUAAUUGAAGGUAAAUAUUUUUCUUCUGAAAAAUAUAUUAAAAAUAAUUCAAAUCAAUCUAUUUUAGCUGUACGAACAAAAAUGAUACGUUGUAAAAUUGAUCAUCUUGCACGAAAAGUUAUUAUUGAUAGUACAGCACAACGUACAUUUACAAAACAACAUUGGACAUCAUUAAAAGAAAAACUUGAAUCAUGGAAAUCUAAUUUAACUAUAAUUAAUAAUAAUCUUAAUGCAUUAGUCAAUGCAAGAGCAGUGACAACAUAG
Molecule: messenger RNA, 1230 nt
Organism: Rotaria sp. Silwood1
Lineage: Eukaryota; Metazoa; Rotifera; Eurotatoria; Philodinida; Philodinidae
Source: the annotation of a GenBank genome assembly